UCAGAUGUGAGAGAGACAUGCAAGAUACCGAAUAAUGCCAAUGUCCUGAUGGCCAGCUUACACAUUUCAGGCCACAGCUGGCUUGGAGAGGGGAUUCUAGGCAGGAAAAUGGAGCCAGAAGAACGUGGAACCGUGGAAGACCAUCCUAGCUUGCAGUGGUGCGAGAUUGAUGCGCCAAUGGACAAGUGAACAUCAAUCUUCACACAGAACAGAAGGAGCUUGGUGAAUAUCUUUCAGGAGAGGGCCGAGACCUGCAGCCUCCAAACCCGUCGUAUCUCCAAUUUGUUGAUACGGCGGACAAAGUGUCUCAACCCAACUCGCACUAGGAGAACCUUUUGAUUCAAACAUUUUGCAUCGAUUGUGUUUUCCUGCUUGAAUGUAGACUCUCAGACUUAGAAGUCAUAUCAGGAAGUCCCUGAUUAUGAUCAUGCUCUGAGGCUAUAUCAUGCUAUAGCCUAGCCUCCGACUGGAGUAGCUCACAGCCCAUGGAAGAGAUCUCUCGGUGCAGUCUACUUGCAACCGAAUGAGUUGCUUCCGAAGGCAGGAGUCAAAUCCCGAACGAGCACACAGGUCUCUGUGACUCGUGGGAUUUCUCCCGACGCAUUUAUGUGCUGAUCUCAAUUCCACUUUGCUUCAAACUUCACAGGGAAAGCAAGAUGAAUAUCUGGAACUGGCCCACAAUGAUGAAGGCUAGACUGGGUUCAAGAACUGUCAACAUUCUGCAGAUUCUUCUGCUCUGCACAGUGGGGUCCGUGGUUCUCCUCAGGGAUUCGAUCGGAGUUGGGAUCGAGCUUACCUUGAACACGGCCUCACCAGUUGAGGCGAAUGUCAUGGAUAAUUUGAUCGGACCGAAGCGCAACAUUGCAUCGGUGGAAGAAAAGAGCGUCCGGGAGCUCGAAUCGGUCGUCGUUGAAGAACAACAACCACCUCCUAGGCAUCCCGAAAAGUCAAGAGCUCCGGUUGUGAUCGAAGAGUCCCCGACUGUAGCCGCUAAUGGUGAGGAAAAGGCGUCGAUCGAAUCGAACAACGUCAAGCCGCAAGAGCAUCAGAAUCCGCCCGUGAAGGACGAGAGAGCGAAGCGGAAGAAGCAGAAGAAGCCGAGGAAGGAAGAGGAGGUGCUGAUUCAAGAAAUUCAGCAGCCUCCGGUAGAUGAUUCCAAUGAGCAGGGAGGGUCAUCCAAUCUCACAGCAUCGGAACCCUUCAGCUUGGGGAAAAAUCCGAAGAACUGGGACCAGCUGCGAUUGGGCUGGCUCGAGAAGUACCCAUUCAUGAGGACGACGCCGAACGGAAAGCCUCGUAUGCUCAUGAUCACGGGUACGCAACCGUGGGCUUGCAAGAAUCCGGGAGGAGAUCAUCUGAUGCUGAAGUCGAUUAAGAACAAAAUCGACUACUGCCGGCAGCAUGACAUCGAGCUGUUCUAUAAUCUCGCCCAUCUGGACAGGGAGAUGUCAUCGUACUGGGCAAAGCUGCCGAUCAUUCGCAAGCUCAUGCUCACUCAUCCCGAGAUCGAAUGGUUUUUCUGGAUGGACGCAGACGCCAUGUUCACAGACAUGCUGUUCGAGAUCCCGAUGGAAACUUACGGAGACUACAAUCUGGUGAUGUGGGGAUACGAUAAAGGAAUUUACACCGAGAGGGCCUGGAUCGCUGUCAACAACGGGGUGUUCUUCUUCCGGAACUGUCAGUGGUCUCUGGAUCUUCUGGAAAUGUGGGCGCCCAUGGGCCCCGAAGGCACGGUCCGCAACGAGUGGGGAAAGCUGUUCACUGAGUUCCUCACCAAGAGGCCAGUGAUGCCAGCCGACGACCAAUCGGCGCUCGUGUACCUGCUGCUCACGAAGCCCGAGCUUCGUGCCAAGGUGAAGCUGGAAUGGGCCUACGAGCUGAGCGGCUACUGGCUCGACUUCGUGUACAAGUUCGAGGAGCUCAUGGUGACCCCGGGCAAUCACCCGGGCCAGGGCGACAAGCGCUGGCCAUUCGUCGUGCACUUCACAGGGUGCCAGCCCUGCUCGGGCAACAACAACCCUGUCUACACCUCGGACACAUGCGCUCAGCAGAUGGAGAGGGCUUUCAACUUCGCCGACAACCAAGUGCUGCAAGCGAUGGGCUUCCAGCACGAGAAUCUCAACUCUUCGUACACGAAGCGCAUCUUCGAGGACACUGAAGAGCCUCUGGAAAACCUCGGCCCCAACACAUGGGCCACUGCCGCAGUUUCCUACGGUGUUUAGGUUCAUUCCCCAGCCAUACAUGCUCGAUCCUCUAGAAUAAGUUUUGUCAGAGGUCUCCGAUUGAGCAAAUAUGUAUAAACGUGUAAUAUAUAGCUCCCUGGUCACUGGUCUUGAAUGACCACCGGUACUGUAAGGACGUGUACACUCAGGAGCGAUCAAUUCAGGCUAUAUAGGGGUGCAUAGCUAUGGACAAGACGAGCUAAAUUCCCGUUAUACAUGCCGAGUAUCGAUUUGCAGCUCACUGGUCGAGUGCGAAACCAUAUAUAUUAACCUUCCAAACAAGUGCAUUUUCUGUGAACGAACUGCACUUCAUUCUUUCUCCUCUUAGGGAGUGAAUUCCACUACAUCUUGGUGAGUAUCGGAGGCCGUGAAUCGUUGCAUUGUAGCACUGACGCUUUCGUUUCGCUAUCUCAGUACGAUGGAUGCGACGAUGCUCAUCUCGUUAUGGAAUUUCUUCUGAUUUCAUGGACUUCCA
Marchantia polymorpha subsp. ruderalis is the source of this 2697-nucleotide messenger RNA. The record is from the annotation of a GenBank genome assembly. NCBI's taxonomy places the organism in Eukaryota, Viridiplantae, Streptophyta, Marchantiopsida, Marchantiales, Marchantiaceae.